Fusarium fujikuroi IMI 58289 is the source of this 1095-nucleotide messenger RNA. RefSeq lists its product as uncharacterized. The record is from RefSeq and is a predicted model, not a curated record. The transcript is spliced from 4 exons. Lineage: Eukaryota; Fungi; Ascomycota; Sordariomycetes; Hypocreales; Nectriaceae. Bases 1 to 1095 code for a protein of 364 amino acids.
AUGAUGCGACCCCUUCUCUUAUGCCCCUUCCUCCUUGGCCCAUCUCAACAAGAUCACCACACUUUGGGCGCAGACUGGAGAAUCAUCAUCAUUCUUUUCAAUAGACCCCCGACUAUCGGACAGCUUUUAACGCCGUCUGCGCACGUCCAACUACUCUUCUUUUCUCGAGUCUGUUGUCUCAAUACCUACGCUUCGCUGUCAGUUAUGGAGAGGCUACCCCAGGAGUGUCGAGACAUUGUUGCAUCCUUUCUGGCUGGGCACGACGUGAAAAACCUGGUUCUCGUGUCGAAAAGGAAAACACUAGUAGUCCUGCAGAAGCAUGGGCGCGUCGGAACUCAGCUAUCAUUGUACGAGAAACUUGGACCGUUAUUUGUCAAUGGCAUCUCGCAAAUGACCGAACUGCAAGAGUUGGGUUUGUCUCUCAAAGGCUGGCCCCAGGAACAAGAAGAGAAUCUCUGUCAACUUUUAAUGCGGACUCGGAAAUGGGAUAAGCUCAAAUGUCUCAAAAUCUCGGCUUCGCCAGAGAUAUUAUGCGCUGUUCUCAGCCGCUGUGUUCCAGAGACCCUCGAAGCCGUUGGUAUUGAUGGGGACUACUUAACACGGAUGUACGAUGAGCUAGGUCCAUUGUUAGAUGAGCUGAUCAUUCUGAGAGUCAAAGACCAUUUCAAAGCUCUUAAAUGCCUUAGUAUCCAAGGACGUUCGCAUAUGCUUUGGGAUCCUUGCUGGACGACUGCAGUCUUUUCAGACUCGUUGAACACAGUCUGUGAUCUUCUUAACCAAACAUCGAUUCAAGAGCUCUGGCUUAGCAUGCCAUACAUACACUUCGAUCGAGCUUCUGUCCUUGAGUAUUUGAACGGGCCAGUUUCAGAUCCCGUCGAGUUUGAAGAUGCAACCGAAUCUGAGCUUGAGCGAGCGUAUCGCAAAUUGAUUGUGGAUAUUGCUUCAGCAUGCCAUCACAUUCGCAAGCUAGUUAUCGUUCAAGGGUCUGAAACUCGAUUUGAUCUUGUUGGAAUCAGCCCUCCUCACAAGUAUAUGGGAUUUACUCUUGUUGGCAUCAGCUCUCCUGGCAAGGUCAUGGAAGUCAAGUUGUGUUAG